Messenger RNA from Vespa crabro (European hornet), 4152 nucleotides. RefSeq names its product indole-3-acetaldehyde oxidase-like. Gene Ontology annotation, molecular function: iron ion binding; oxidoreductase activity; FAD binding. The coding region runs from base 197 to 3991 and encodes 1264 amino acids. The record is from RefSeq and is a predicted model, not a curated record. Lineage: Eukaryota; Metazoa; Arthropoda; Insecta; Hymenoptera; Vespidae. The transcript has 25 exons.
UCCGUCAGUUUAGUUGGAUGAAUGGAAUCUAAAAAGUUAAAAUUAACUAUUUAAGAAGUUUCAAACGGUGAUAAAUACAACGAAGAUAUCUUGUUAUUUCUAUACGAAUAAUUUUUAUAAUUUAGAAAAAAGAAAAACGUUUUGUUAUUGAAAAGUUUAUAUUCGUUUCUCGUUUUUUAUCAAGUUCGAGAUAACUAUGGCACCAACAGCUGAUAUAUGCGGGGAUACCAAAUCUACUGUCGACUUGAUGAUCAAUGGUACACCAUAUACAAUAUCAGAGGAUGUUCCGGCAAAUACAUCUCUAAACGUUUUCAUUCGUGAUCAUGCGAAAUUACGAGGUACAAAAGCGAUGUGCCUUGAGGGUGGUUGUGGUGCUUGUAUCGUUGCUGCAACAGUAAAAGGGCAAACCAUGGCAGUGAAUUCUUGUCUUGUACCUAUUUUUAUCUGUAACGGAUGGAUAAUUGAAACCAUCGAAGGUAUAGGAAAUAGAAUGAAGGGAUAUCAUUCCAUGCAAGCAGUCUUAGCAGACAUGAAUGGAUCACAAUGUGGAUAUUGUUCAUCUGGCAUGGUCAUGAAUCUCUACAGUCUUUUGAAGGAUAAGAAACGAACAAUGAAGGAAAUCGAGAAUUCAUUUGGCAGUAAUAUUUGUCGAUGCACAGGUUACAGACCAAUUUUAGAUGCAUUCAAAUCUUUUGCUUCUGAUGCACCACCCAAAUUAGUGAAGGCCAUUCAAGAUAUCGAAGAAGCUUAUAAAAUAAAGAAGUGUCCAAAAAAUGGCUUGCCUUGCUUAAAUGGAUCAACUUGUGGUCUAGAAUCGUCAACGCCCGUAUCAAUGAAAUUGGAGGAUGCAAAUUUUUACAAAGUACUUUCGGUGGACCAUCUCUUCUCGACAUUUCAAAAAUAUCCAAAUUCUACUUAUAUACUGAACGGUGGAAAUACUGCUCAUGGUGUUUAUCGAAUUGAAAAACCAGAUAUUUAUAUUGACAUAAACGAUAUUCACGAUUUGCGUCGUAUAGAAAAAACUGAACAUUCUUUGACACUUGGGAGCAAUGUGUCCCUUACACUGGCAAUGAAUACUUUUGAAAAAUAUUCGAAGGAUAAGGGCUUCGAAUAUUUACGUCAUUUGGCUCAUCAUAUCGAUCUAAUCGCAAGUGUGCCAGUCCGUAAUAUCGGUACCAUCGCUGGUAAUCUCAUGAUCAAACACAAACACCAUGAAUUUCCAUCAGACUUGUUCCUCAUGCUUCAAACUGCUGGUGCACGUAUACACAUACUCGAAAGUCCUGGAAAUAAGAUUGAUAUGACCUUGUUAGAAUUUCUUGAAAGUGAUAUGAAACACAAAAUUAUAUACAGUGUUAUCCUUCCAAAUCUCGACAGUUCCUACGAAUUUAGAUCUUACAAGAUCAUGCCAAGAGCUCAAAACGCACAUGCACACAUUAACGCUGGUUUCUUAUUUAAAUUGGAUGGAACAGGAAAAGUUAUGGAAAAGCCUAAUAUCAUAAUCGGUGGAAUUAAAGGAAAUUUUAUGCAUGCAAAAAAUACUCAAGAUUUUUUUUUUAACAAAUCCGUAUUCGAUAAGAACGUCGUCAAGUCGGCUAUUGAUAUAUUGGAUAAAGAAUUAAAUCCAGAUCACGUUUUGCCCGAUUAUUCGCCAGAAUUUAGGAAAACUUUGGCCGAAGGAUUACUUUACAAGUUUAUAUUGAAUAUAAGACCGGAGAAGAUCGAUCCAAAGCUUCGAAGUGGUGGAACAAUUUUAGAACGUGAAUUAUCAUCGGCUAAACAUGAUUUCGAUACUGAUAAAAAUAUAUGGCCAUUGAACAAACCUAUUGCAAAAAGGGAAGCCAUUUAUCAAACCUCAGGAGAGGGACAAUACGUAAAUGAUAUAAUGCCUUUGAAGGAUGAAGUAUUUUGUGCUUUCGUUGUCACUGAAGUGGCCAAUGGUAAAAUCGAAAAUAUUGAUGCCUCGGAAGCUUUGAAAAUGAAAGGAGUGGUGGCUUUCUUUACAGCAAAAGAUAUUCCUGGAAAGAAUAUAUUCAUUCCAGGUUCUAGUAAUCUGAUGAUGCUCAAUGAAGAUGAAAUGCUAUUUGCAGAUAGUACAAUAUUAUACGCUGGACAACCAGUUGGCAUAAUAGUUGCAACGACUAAUACUAUUGCAAAUGAAGCUGUAAAGAAAGUAAAAGUAACAUAUAUCGAUGCAUUGAAAACAAAACCAAUAUUGACCAUCGACGACGCUUUAGCUGAUAAUAAUAAAAACAGGUUCUUACAAACUGCACAUAAUACUGCGACAGAUAAAGGUAAAAAUACGAAACAUGUUAUCAAAGGUACAUUCUCUUGUGGUUUCCAAUAUCAUUAUACCAUGGAAACUCAAUCUUGCGUUUGCAUUCCAACUGAGGAUGGGAUAGAUGUUUAUCCAGCAAGCCAAUGGAUGGAUCUUAUUCAAGUUUCAAUUGCUGAAUGUCUUGGAAUUAAAAAUAAUAGCAUAAACGUCAAUGUUAGACGUUUGGGUGGUGCAUACGGAGCAAAAAUUUCACGAUCGGCUCAAGUAGCCUGUGCGUGUGCUCUUGCAUGUCAUAAACUUAAUCGACCAGCGAGAUUCAUUAUGUCGAUUGAAAGUAAUAUGAUAAGUGUUGGCAAGAGAUAUUCCACCAAACAGGAAUACGAGGUUGGUGUGAACAAUAAUGGACGUAUACAAUAUUUGAAUUCGAAACAUUGGGGUAAUGCCGGCUAUUCUUUUAAUGAGAUGCAUGCACCUGUUGUAUUACAUCAUAUGGGAAGCUGUUACGAAGAUAAACGAUGGUCCUGUGAUGGUUUUGAAGUUAAAACGGAUCUCCCAUCCAAUACUUAUUGUAGAGCACCGGGAUCUACGGAAGGUAUCAGCAUGAUAGAAAACAUAAUGGAACAUAUAGCUACAGAAUUAAAUAAAGAUCCUGUAGAAGUCAGAUUGAUAAAUAUGAACGCAGAGGAUAAAAGUGUGUUGGAACCAUUAAUACAAGAUUUGAAGAAAUCUGCUGAUUAUGAUUCGAGAAAGAGAGCGAUCGAGAUGUUUAAUAAUGAAAAUCGUUGGAAAAAAAAAGGAAUAUCUUUGAUACCAAUGAAAUAUCCUCUCAUGUAUUGGGGACAAUUCAAUGCUAUGGUUACCAUUUAUUCACGCGAUGGAACUGUUUCUAUUUCCCAUGGUGGAACUGAAUGUGGACAGGGUAUUCACACGAAGAUCUCUCAAGUAGCAGCAUAUAUUCUUGGUAUAGAUCUAGAUCUUGUUAAAGUGAGACCCAGUGAUAAUUUUACUGCACCUAAUAAUUCCGUCACAGGUGGUAGUAUUACUAGCGAGUCUUGUGCUUACGCAACCAUGAUGGCCUGCAAAGAACUCUUGUUAAGAUUAGAACCUAUCAAGAAAGAAUUAAACAAUCCAACUUGGCAGGAAUUAGUUAUGGCAGCAUAUUUGAAGGACGUUGAUUUGUGUGCUCGUUACAUGUUUACAGCAAAAGAUGUGACACCUUAUAAAAUUUAUGGUACAACCAUUGCAGAGGUUGAGAUUGAUAUACUUACAGGACAACAUCUUGUACAAAGAGUUGAUAUUAUAGAAGAUACUGGUAUCAGUCUUAAUCCUGAAAUUGACUUGGGUCAAGUCGAAGGUGGUUUUGUCAUGGGAAUGGGAUAUUGGACUUCUGAAGAAUUGAUUUAUGAUCCUAAAACUGGCGCAUUAACGAAUUAUAGAACUUGGAAUUACAAACCUCCUGGAGCUAAAGACAUUCCAGUUGACUUCAGAGUUUCAUUUAGAAGGAAUACACCGAAUCGAUUAGGUGUAUUACGUUCUAAAGCAACUGGCGAACCUCCAUUAUGUAUGGCUUAUGUAAUUCCUCUUGCUAUUCGGCAAGCUUUAAAUGCUGCAAGAUUAGAAUCUGGAAAAUCUGGCUGGUACCAAUUAGAUGGUCCUAUUACUACAGAAAAAAUUCUCCUCACGAGUCUAACUAAUAAGCAAGAAAUGACGCUGUAAAUUCAAUAUAACGGCAACAAAAAAUAGGAAUAAAAUAAUAAUAUUUUUAAAUAUAGAGAGUAUAUAUAGGUAAUAGAGAAAUAUAUAUAUAGAUAAUAAUUUUUACAUUUGUAUACAAUAAGCUGUAAUAUUAAAGUGAAACAAUAAAGUUUUUAACAUUA